AUGGCCGGCCCGCGGUCGUCGCCGUCACCGCCGCCGCUGCAGGCGCGCUCCGCCGACGGAGGCGCCCACCUGUCCCUGUUCCUCGACACCGACCUUGGCACGCACCUCGCCCUCAACGUCGCCGCGGACUCCACCAUCCGCCGCCUCAAGUCGCAAGUGGCCGUGGAGCACGCCGCCGCCUUCCCCGACCUCGGCCCCGUCGCCGUCAAGUCCUUCCAGGUGCUACGUAAGGGUGCAAUGUACCACCUCUCUGAUUCGAUGGCAGUGAGGAGUGCAUUUUCCAAAGUCAAAGCUGGGUGCUUUCUGCAUGUCAAGAUGGCAGCAGUUGCGACGGACUCACACUACUGCAGAGAUGAGGAUAGAGGGAGAUCAAGUAGAGGUUGUCUUGGAGUUGAUAUGGACAAAUGUCUUAUGGAGUUGCCUGCAACAAUAUCAGGUGGUGUAAAUCCUCAAAUGCUGGAAGGUAGUGAGGAGGCUGCAGCAUUGCUUAAUGUUCAUGCACAUGAUGCAGUGCCAAAUGAUGUGCAGCUGUCAUCCUCGUCACAUCCGAAUACGGAAACAAAGAAGGAUGCAGCAGUAAGCCUGGCUACUGAUGUACAAACAAAUUCUGUGGCAAAUGUCAGUAGAUUUUCAAAUCAAAGCAAUGUGGCCCUGGUUGGAGAGGAGUUUCUCGCACGAAAGGAAAACCUUCUGCAUAGUGUCGAAGACCAUGAUCUUGGUGUUGUUUCUGGUGACAAACAAGCGGGGAUAAGGGAAGGAACAGUGGGAGAACUUCAUGCACUGGAUGAUCCCUCUCAGGAAAAGGAGCGCAAAAGGGCUAGAAGGGCUGAUUCUGUUAACACGUCAGCUGUAGAUCCUGUUAGAGAAACUAAUGAUUACAAAACCAGGGAUGUGAAUAGCUUGGAUAAGCCUUCGUUGGAAACAAACACUAAUUCUCUUGGGGUAAUUCCAAGCAAUUCUUUUCAGCAAGAAUCACAUGGAAAUGCACAAGAGGAUCUAAUCCAGCCUGAAAAUCCAGUCAUUCCUGGAAAGAAUAAGAAAAGGAAAAAACAUCAGUCAGUCUCUCCCAAAGAUGUUUCUUCCCAGGAAAUAACAAAACCAUCAGCUGGAACAGUGGAGGAACCAAAAGCUUUAGAUGGAGGCCUGCUUCAUGAAAACCAAGGGCAACAAGGUGAUGGUGCAGAUAAUGUUGAAAUGACUAGCAGAGACAAAGCAAUGGUCAGACCAUCUGACAUGCAUCUUCCAUCAUCACAACUCAGUAGUGGAAGCCAGUUGGGUACUGAUGCUCAGGCAACUACUGAUCUAGUUGCUGACAAAAGUAACAUCGAUAUUGUACAUGAAGGAUCUGGAAAUCAGGCAGUUGGAGAGACCAGUAAUUCCACUUGCAAAGUUGUAGCUCGUGAAGAAACAAUUGCAGAAGGAAUCAAUGAUGAAUAUCAUGAUGAAAGAGCAGUUGAGGUAAGCAACAUGGAGAAAGGAAGUAAAAGCGAGAAUGUCUUGGAUAUGGCAGAUACAACCGGUAAUAUUUCUCAUGAGAAGAAUUGCCAGGAAUCAAAUAAGGUUAGCUCUGUUGGCCUAUCUUCCAUGGAUACUGCUGAAGCAAAAGACCAGUCUGGGUAUAGCGAGAAAUCAGCCAAAUCAGAUAUAGUGUCUACUCAGGGGGAGAUCUUAGAUGACCCUUAUAAGCGGCACAUCGCAAGUAAUGUGCAGCGAGGGGAUUUUAAUGUCAUAGAAAAUUCAGAUGGUGAUGGAAAGCUGAAGAAGAAGAAAAGGCGCCACUCGGAGUCUUCAAAGGAUGGUCCUACUACUCAAUGUAUGACAAAACCAUCUGGCUCCAUUGCAAAUGCUCAGGUGGAGACUGUAAAUGAACCAAGCAAGGUGAAUCAAGGGGAUUCUACUGUAACAGAAAAUCCAACUGGUGAUGGGAAGCGUAAAAAGAAGAGAAAACUCCGCUUGGAGUCUUCAAAGGAUGAUCCUUUGACAAAAUCAUCUGGACUCACUACAGGUGGAAGCUCGGCACAACAUACAAGUGAUGAUCCCCUAAAUGCAGAGCAAACAACACAAGGCACUAUAGGAGAAGCAACGGGUAGUGAUUGCAGGAAGCUUGAUGGAACCGCGGAUGUAGCAGCAACCAAUGUGAUUAAUGAGGUAUUGGCAGAUUUAGGAUGCACAGACAACUUAAGUGGAGAUCCAGUAAAGGAACAUACUGAAGGUGUUGUUAGUGCAGCCUUACCUCCGAAAUAUCCAGCAGAUAAUCAGUCUGAUGAUCUUAAUGAUGUUUUGACUGAGAAUACAGUAGUGCCAGCUGAUGGCAGAACCAAAUCCAGUAAGCGUCAGAGAAAGAAGACUUCAUUAAAGCAUGUCUCUACUGAUAGCAGUAAAGAUAUUCAGUCUUUGGGUGUGCAAGUCAGACAGGUUCCCACAGAGGACUUGGAAGGAGGAAAUGACACCAAAGAGGAAUUGCUUCUGGAAGGUUCUUCAAUUGAUGCUCCUGCAAGUACUUGUCAAGUACUACGGCAGAAAAGCAAAAAGUCUUUGAAGACUCAGACUCCUACAAUACAGGAAAUAAAUCAUCCUACACAUGGACAAGAUAAUCAGUUCAUAAAGGAUGACCAGGAAAAAUAUGUAACUGAUGGUGGGACUCAUAAUGACAAAAAUAUAGUAGGAGCUCCAACAGAACCAUCAGUAGUUCAUAAAGAUGGCACAAUUAUCACACGUGAUAAGCCUAAUGCUCGAAAGGGAAGGAAGAAAUCUUCCAAGACCGAACUUCAGAGUCAGGAUACUGCUUUGGAACAAGGUUCUGUUGCAGAUUUGAUGAACUCCAGUGCUCUGGAGGGAGCAGCUAUUCCUAAAGGUUCUGCUGGUGCUGUUGAACCAAAUGAUCCUGCAGCGAUUCGUUCUGAAAAUGGCAAAAUUAAUUUCUUGGACCAUUUUAGCCCCAGUGGGAUGAAUGGCCCAUCUGUUUCUGCAGAAAACAAUGAUGAAACUACUAUAAAGGAAGUUAAGGGCAAAAAGAAAAGCAAAAGAAAACCAGAUAUGCAGUCUCAACGUGCUGGUAUUAUUGAACCAAAUGAUCUGCCAGAAUCCCAUCUUCAUAUAGAUAAAACUAGUGUAGCUGAUCAUUUUGAUACUGGCAAUGUGGGUGUGCCAUCUGUUUCAGCAGAAAACACGAACAGAGAAGAUGGUAAUGUGGAAAAGGCCAAGGAGAAAAAGAAGAGCAAAAGAAAGCAGGAUUUGGUCAAACCCGAGUCCGAAAACCCUAUUGGUAAUAAUGAAGACACUGAUAAUUGUUCGCAAAAUUUGCUGCAUUCUGUUGUGCAGAAGGGAAGAAUAGAACAGGGCAAUGCAAAAGAGAACAGUGAUAAAAUUACCAAGAAUAAUAGUAUGCCGCAACAGGAGACCGAAGCAGAAAACAUUAACAGAGAAGAUGGUAAUGUGAGGAAAACCAAGGAGAAAAAGAAGAGCAAAAGAAAACAGGAUUUAGUCAAACCCGAGUCUCAAAAUGCAGAUGGUGGUAAUCAAGAUACUGAUACUUCUGCACCGCAGAAAGGAAGAAUGGAUCGGGGCAAUGCAAAAGAGAAGAAGGAUAAAAUUACUCAGAAUAAUAGUAUGCUGCAACAGGAAAAAGAAGAUGCCACACGUGAUAGCACUCUUGAAAAGAAGCCCCGCCAAAGCAAGGUUGGUGCUGACAAUCAGACUGAUUUGCCCAUUGAGAAGGACCAUGCACCCAUGGGCAAAGAACAAAUGAACUCUACUUCUCAGACAAAGCAUCAUGGUAAGAAUAGAAAACAUGACGGGUCUAUUGAUGGGAGGGCAAAUGGAAAUCCUAAGGUUGUAAGCAAUGUUGUUCAGAGCAGUCCCAUGAGCCCACAAGCAUCAAAUGAAAGCACUUAUGGCACACCAGCUGUUAACCGAUUUAGAGUAGCAGUUCGGAAAGUUCCAAGAAAAAAAUAUGAACAGCUCAAUGACAAAUCCAAGAAGGAUACCAGUAAGAGAGGCGCUAGCGCAAUUUUCAGUGACACCAUAAGUGAAGACUCUGAUGAACUAUUGAACACCAUGGAUGAAAAGGCUGGCGUGGAAAACUCAUCAGAUGAUUCAUCCACAUCUGCUGACUCAGGAAUUUCAUCCACGGCCUGGGAGGGAAGCGACGUACCUGAUGAUGAAGGCAUUGCAUCGUUGUCACAGAGGAGUGACAUCAACUCUGUCCUCCGAGGCUCCAGUAGCUACAAGAAGGCGAGGCUGAAACCAACCGAGCUGCUGGAGGACACCGAGGUGCCUGAUAGCCAGCCUCCAGACAGUCUUUGGGGCUGA
Messenger RNA from Triticum turgidum subsp. durum (durum wheat), 4311 nucleotides. NCBI's taxonomy places the organism in Eukaryota, Viridiplantae, Streptophyta, Magnoliopsida, Poales, Poaceae. The record is from the annotation of a GenBank genome assembly.